Messenger RNA from Symbiodinium natans, 879 nucleotides. The record is from the annotation of a GenBank genome assembly. NCBI's taxonomy places the organism in Eukaryota, Dinophyceae, Suessiales, Symbiodiniaceae.
AUGCCGACGGGCAGCGUGCUGGGAAGGUGGGACCCGCUCCAGGGACGAAACAGACAGGAUUUCAUCUCGGAGUUCAUCAAUUACCACCUUCAGGACAAGGUGCGGGCGCAUCUUCUCGACAUCAGUGACGAGGAGCUUGGGGCAUUAGGCGCCCACCACUUCGGAGAUCAGGCAGAGCAGCUUGAAGCCCUCCGUGUGCAGUGGCAGCAAAAAGCUUGCGGCUACCAGGCCGCUUCGCUCCCGAAGGCGCAGGAGUCGACAUCCGCCCUCCCGCUCCCGAACAUGCACUUCAAUGAUGAUGCGGCAAGACAGGACUUCCUGCAGAAGCACAUACACCGGAAACUACACCGGGAGGCGACGAAGCUGAGUGAUGAGGCUCUGCAAAUGCUGGGUUCGCUGCACUUCAGUGAUCAGCCUACUCAACUGGGGCGCCUCCGCCCUGCGGCACCUUCCGGGGCGUCCGGUCGGGAGGGCAACGAGGCUGCGGUACUCCGCCGCCUGUUUCGAAAUAGUCCUGGACCACCGGGUGGCAAGGGCAACCAGGAAGGUCGAUGCUCCACUGAAACCUGGUCGUCCCCCCCGGAGGCUGCGAAUGUGGAGUGGACGCCGGAGGAUGGCGUAGACACGCCGGAGCCGCCGAAGAUGCCCUCUACAGGCGAGCAGGUCCCAAGAGCCGGCGGGAUUCCAGGUCUCUCGGAGUGGCUUCAAGAACUUUGCCUCGAAGAGUACGAGGAGGAGGUGCUUCGAUGGUGCAGGAGCAUGGGUGCAAUUUGGCUUGAGGAGGUGCAGGAAAAUGCGGAGGACUUGGCGGACCACCUCCGUCUACGCCCCCUGGAACGGCGCCGGUUGCAGCGAGCCGUUGCAACGUUAGCGACGUGA